Danio rerio (zebrafish) is the source of this 4194-nucleotide messenger RNA. NCBI's taxonomy places the organism in Eukaryota, Metazoa, Chordata, Actinopteri, Cypriniformes, Danionidae. The record is from RefSeq and is a predicted model, not a curated record.
ACCUCGACAAUUCCAUUAGAUCUCAGUUCAGUGUGCUGGAACAAAAGAUUUACAUCAUAGAUAUCAGAAAAUGUGUAAUGCUCACUCUUUCGCUGACUCGUGUCACUCUGGAUCAACAUCAGUAUGCUGCACAUCUCACUAAAAUAAAAUAAAAUGAGGUAGAUCUGAAGGCAAUACAGAGUCCAACAAUGGACUUACAUUACUAAAUAAGAGAUGUAACACACAAAAAUGUUAAAUAUGUUUCUACUUGAAUAGGCUACCUUAUUACAACUGAAAAAAAUCAAUCAUUCUUACGAAAAGUCCUGUGAUCACCACCAAAAAGAUUAACAGAGAUUAGACUUGAGUUUUCUAGCUUUUAUGUACACUCAGUUUACUAUUGAGCUCUAAUCUGAUGACUAAACUAAUGAGAAGGAUGGUAGUUUUACCGGAAGCUAAACUGACUUGUUAAUAAUGUUUUAUUGACGCCGAUGAAGCUAAUCCUGCACAGAAAUGUUUUGUUUUGUUUUGUUUUUCUGCUGACACUGGCCGUGUACAUCAGCAGUGUUGUGGGCGGGGCGUUGAACAAGCUCUCUCAGGUGCGGAGGAUGCGUCAUCAUGUGAGGCGCACUGUGAUUGGCUGAACUCUGUGUAUGGUAUGAAGGUGCUUUGCUCUGCUGAGGUAGAGUCGCCCUUGUCGUAGUACAGGUUUAUAACGAAGUUAUACAUCAGUUGCCUGUUUAACCAAAUAACAGCUUAGUUUAAGUUGUAAUGUACUCAAGCAAUACUUAUUCUUUUGGUAAACGAAGAAGCGGAUAGUUUUUUGGACGUACUUGUUUUGUAAAAAAAGGCACACUGAAAACAGCAGGACAUCAGACUUCAUCCCUGAUAUGGAACUCCGGGAGGAAUGGCAGGAUGAGGAGUUUCCAAGACCACUUCCAGAGGACACACAUAGUCCUGGUGAUGAAGAGGAAAGUGCUGGAGCAGAGGGGAAAAAGCCUGUCCCUCCCACCAGCCUGGCCCUUACGGGUAAUACAGUCAGAAAGAAGCGACUAGUGGCACCGACUCUGAGUCUAACACUGGAUAAAACCUCUACUGACCGGAGCCUGAAAUCGGAUGAGUUUGAAGCUUCUGCCCUUUCACCGUCUCCUGAUGACGACCUAGACAUGGACAUUAACCUGGAGGCCUUAGAAACGCCCUCAGAUAGCGAGUCCUACAACUUUCCAGAAAGCAUGCAUGACUUGGAAUGGGAAGAUGAUCUUCCACGCAUGGGUAAAGCAUCGAUCAGAAAACCCAGUUUAUUAGAGCACGCAGAGAUGGGACACUUGGAGUUGGAUCAAGUAGACGAUUAUGGCCGACGAUGGAGGCAUUUCCAUAUUGGCGGACAAGACUAUCAAGUCAACAUGAGUGUUUUGGAGCCAUACCUCCAAGUACUCUCACACGGAGGGUACUAUGGAGACGGAUCGACGGCCAUCAUCAUGUUUACCUCCUGCUACCUUCCAGAAAACACAACAGAACACUAUGAGUAUGUGAUGGACAACCUGUUCAGGUACAUCAUUGGCACACUGGACUUGAUGGUGUCUGAGAAUUACAUUUUGGUGUAUCUGUGUGGAAUGGCUCCUCGCAAUAAGAUGCCUGGCAUUAAGUGGCUGCGACAGUGUUACAUGUCCAUUGACAGAAGGUUAAGGAAAGAUCUGAAAGGGCUGUUUGUGGUUCAUCCGGCCUGGUAUGUUAGAGCGCUCAUCACUGUCAUCAAACCCUUCAUCAGUGAGAAGUUCAGCAGGAAGAUGCGCUUCAUCCACAGCCUGCAGGAACUGGCAGAGUUUGUUCCUGUGGAGCAGCUGCAAAUCCCAGACUGCAUCAGAGAGUAUGAUACGCAGCUGAACAGGUGAAGGUGUUGCUGAUGGAGCGAGAUCGCUGGUGUUUAUACUGUACAGGUCACAUACAUGUGGGAUUCAGAACAGCCUGAGGUCAAUGGUCAAAGCUUUAGGGCAAAUGACAGAAACACAGUUUCCUAACAGACAGCACUCUUUGAGGAAAUACAAAACAGCCAGUGUUGUCCUUCAGAGAGCUGUGUGCAGCUGUGUGUGUCAGGAGAGAUCUCAAGCCUUUAAACUGUUACACAAAAACACACACAAUCCUCCACUGUUUGCCCAGAACUUAGAAAAUGACUUUAUUAUAGAGCCCUGACCUUUCCUAAAAGAUAUGAUCUUCAAGAAUGAGACGCUGAACACACAUUUUCACUAAAUAUAUACAAAACUUGCGGUGAAUGUUCCCAGAUUAAGGGUAUAUAUUAUUUAAAAUAAGGUUUCAUUGUUUUGUUUCAUGGCUCUUUUUUAAUUAUUUGCACUAAAUUAUUAGUAAAUGUCACUGUAAGUAUACUCUUAUGAAAAGCUGAAUCAUUUAAAAUCCAAAUGAAUCAUUAUUGGUUUCAAGUUUUGGUAACACUUUACAAUAAGGUUGUAUUAGUUAAAGCAUUUACUAACAUGACUAAACAAUCAACAUUACAUUUAUUACAGUGUUUCUUCAUGUUAGUUCAAGAAAAUCAAUUUCAGUUUGCUUUAUUUUUUUCAUUCAAAACAUCACAAUAAAUUAUAAUGCAGAACUAAAUUACGUUGCAUCAGACCCAACAAGAACUUAAACAUCAAACACCAUAAAACCUAACAUAAUAAAUAAGCCUUUAUCAUUUUUUUUAUAAUUAUAAUGUAACCUAAUUUUUUUUUAAAUCACAGAAGGGAAUAAAUGAGUACUUUAAUAACUAUUGCAGAGUUUGCUUUUAUAAUCAUGAUGGCUUGAGAAAGCCAACAUACUGUUAUACUAUAUAAACUUCUUCUUCUGAGACUCAUUUCUUAUUCAUCUCCUCCUAGAUCGUUCAUACUACAACCACCAAACUUACUACAAGCCUCCAAACUGGACUGACUUGAGUUUCUAUAUCUUUUCCAACUGAUCCGACUUACGGUUUACCGAAAACUGAUCUGGAAAAUCUUAAAGUCCCAUUGACUUAACAUUGAACCAAACUUUAUGACUUCAUAUCUUUGCGCCAGAUUGUCAUACAGACUUAAGGUUGGGCUCAUUUAACUCAGACUUCGAAUCUGCCAAUCACUGACCUUUCAACUUACUAGUCAUACUCUAGCAACCACUUACGGCACCCUAGCAACUGUUCCAUUCACUUCCAUUAUGAAAACUGCUAUUGGCAUACAUUCUCAAGCCACUAUAAAGUUUGUCUCUGACCUUUACUUUUCUAGUUAUAAUAUUAACAUCUUAUUCUAAUUUAACUAUUUAUUAAUUUAAAAUUACAUACUAGCUACUCAAUAAUAUUUAAAAUAUGGUCGUAUUUAAGUCUUCUAAUGACUGGAUAAAAACGAAACUUUUCACGAAACUGCGCUGAUUUGAUCCUUAGGCUUCACUAAUGCUUGCCUGAUGGCAUGAGCGUGAGUAGACUAGGGCUAUUUGCCCUAGACAGAUAGCAUUGUUGAUCCCUCGAUAGGUGUCAUUUUGACUCCAACAGACCAUUCAACUGACUUUAAUGGUGUUCUUGUACAGUUAUACAGUUGUUCAUUGUAGGCAUGGGCCAGUAUAAGAUUCUGACUAUGAUAACCUUGGAUAAAAAUAUCACAGUAUCACAGUAUUGUAAUGACUGCUCUAAAACAUAUUCUUUUUAAAUGUCUGAGUAAAAAACAAAAACUUGUUUCCCUUUUAAACUCAAAAGAUUUUAUUUUAAAAACUUUUAAAAUAAUUUGGAGCAGUAAACAUGUCAGACUAAAUAAUUCAAAUGAGUUAUUAACUUGUGCCGUCUUUAUUAGAUCCAAAAAACACUGAUUUCUUUACAUUGUGAAAUGACAUCUUCAGAUAUCUUUUCUGCUGCAGAUACUGCUGUCCUAAAAAACAAAAAAGUGAAUAAAAAAACAUGUAUCUUAGGAAUAGUUUUACAGAAAAUUCUUUUUAAACCUUGACUUUUCCAAACUUGAAAACGGUUAUCGUCCCAUGCCUAGUUCAUUGUUACACAGUUCAUUAGCUAAUUCUAACAAGCAUGAAUUUGGAUGUUAAUAAUGCAUUAGAAAAUGUUGAACUUUGAUUACUAAACAUUGUAUUAGUUCACAUUAGUUAAGGAUUUACCUAAUGAAACCUUACUGUAAAGUGUGACCAAGUUUUCAAACUACUACACUACCUGACUAAAGUCUUGUUGCCUAUCUAAGUUUUACGAACAACAAAUAAUAA